Molecule: messenger RNA, 1472 nt
Organism: Vigna umbellata (rice bean)
Lineage: Eukaryota; Viridiplantae; Streptophyta; Magnoliopsida; Fabales; Fabaceae
Source: RefSeq, a predicted model, not a curated record
UUUCUUUCCUCUUCUCUUCUCUUCUCUUCUUCAAUUUCUUCUUCAUCUUUCUUCCAACUUCAACAAGAAAAACAUUCAUAACCUCUUUUUCUUUCCUCUAAUUUACUUCUCUCAACACUGCAUAAGAAUCACCAAGCCCAUUUUCAAGUUUCCCCAACACUUUUCAUGAAGCCCUCACAAAAAGUUAACCUUUUCAUUUAAUUCUUCUCAUUAUUUUCUUAUUAAGAGGAUGGAGAUAAUAACACCAACGCCACCACCAACAGCCGUCACUACCACAAACGCCGCCCCCAAAUCGCCGGAACUCGACAUAGAGACUCCCACCCGGAUCCAUCAAGCCGCAGGAAACCCGAAUCCCAGUCCAAAGCCGGUGUCUUUCUCCAACGGGGUCUUGAAGCGCCACCAUGCAAACAACCGCACCGCCGCCCCGGUGGUUUACAAGGAAUGCUUGAAGAACCACGUCGCCAGCUUAGGCGGCCACGCCCUCGACGGCUGCGGCGAGUUCAUGCCGUCGCCCGCGGCAACCGCCGACGACCCCAGCUCCAUCAAAUGCGCCGCAUGCGGCUGCCACCGUAACUUCCACCGCCGCGAGCCAGAGGAGCCGCCAAUUUCUCCGGCGACGCAUCAUGUUCUGGAGUACCAGCCCCACCACCGUCACCACCCUCCUCCGCCACCGCCGCACCGGAGUCCGAAUUCCUCCUCUCCGCCGCCGAUCUCCUCCUACCCCUCCGCACCCCACAUGCUCCUCGCCCUCUCCAGCGGCGGCGGCCUCUCCGUGGCCCCGGAGAACACCGCCGCGCCGGCUCUGGCGCACCACUCCCGGAAGCGCUUCCGCACGAAAUUCACCCAGGAGCAGAAGGAGAAGAUGCACGAGUUCGCCGACAAAGUGGGGUGGAAGAUGCAGAAGCGCGACGAAAACAUGGUCAUGGAGUUUUGCAGCGAGGUUGGUGUCGACAGAGGAGUCCUCAAAGUGUGGAUGCACAACAACAAGAACACUUUUGCCAAAAAGGACAACCUCAAUGGUAGCCCUGCUAACGGGACUAACCAUGUCGCCUCUCCAAACAAAGCUACCGUCAGAAGCAACGUUAACGGCCUCGAACAGGAACACGGCGGCGGAAUCAACGGUAACAGCGACCACGACCACAACCACAACCUCGGUUCUUCUCAUGAUGUGAACGAGUACGAUAAUGACAGUGGAACAAAUGGUGGUGGAACAAACGGGUCUUCUUCUUCUUAAAAAAAAAUGGAAAAAAAAAUUUCAGAAUAAUGAUAUGCUUAGAUGAUAGAGUAAUGAAGAGGUGGCACCGGUUAAUUACUCGAUUAGUCGUUUUUCUCUUUCUCUUUUUUUUUUUAAUUUUCAUUUAAUUGUUUAGUUUUGGUUAAUUAAUGAGAUGAUCACCUUCUUGACAUUGGAGAGAUUUGGUUUUGAUGAUACCCUUAGGGAAUUUAAUUUUGUUGUUUCAUUCUGCUGCUUA